Molecule: messenger RNA, 1182 nt
Organism: Molossus molossus (Pallas's mastiff bat)
Lineage: Eukaryota; Metazoa; Chordata; Mammalia; Chiroptera; Molossidae
Gene: ELF3
Product: E74 like ETS transcription factor 3
Exons: 10
Coding region: 1-1182 (393 amino acids)
Biological process (GO): cell differentiation; regulation of transcription by RNA polymerase II
Cellular component (GO): nucleus
Molecular function (GO): sequence-specific DNA binding; DNA-binding transcription factor activity, RNA polymerase II-specific
Source: RefSeq, a predicted model, not a curated record
AUGUACUGUCCUGCCUGCCUGCAGCGGCGCGUUGGUAGCCUCAUGGCUGCAACCUGUGAGAUUAGCAACAUUUUCAGCAACUACUUCAGCACCAUGUACAGCCCCGAGGACCCCACCCUAGGCUCCGUGCCCCCUGCCGCCUCCUUUGGGGCCGACGACCUCGUGCUGUCCCUGAGCACCCCCCAGAUGCCGCUGGAGGGCCCAGAGAAGGCCAGCUGGUCCAAGGAGCAGCCCCAGUUCUGGUCCAAGGCCCAGGUGCUGGACUGGAUUAGCUACCAGGUGGAGAAGAACAAGUUCGAUGCCAGCACCAUCGACUUCUCGCGGUGUGACAUGGACGGGGCCACGCUCUGCAGCUGUGCCCCCGAGGAGCUGCGGCUGGUCUUCGGGCCCCUGGGCGACCAGCUCUACUCCCAGCUGUGGGAUCUCACCUCCAGCUUUCCCGAUGAGCUCGGCUGGAUCAUCGACCUGCUGGAGCAGGACAGCGUGUCUUUCCAGGAGACGCUGGGGGACCCAGGCCCCUUUGACCAGGGCAGCCCCUUCGGUCCGGAGAUGCAGGAGGACGGCCGUCAGCCCAGCCCCUACAACCCGGGCAGCUACGGUGCGGGGGCCCCUUCCCCCGGCAGCUCGGACGUCUCCACCGUCUCCUCCACCAUCUCCACCCCAGGCACCGGCGCUUCUCAGUGCUCCCACUCCUCUGACUGCGGGGGAAGCGAUGUGGACCUCGACCCCACUGACAGCAAGCUCUUCUCCAGGGACGACUCCUCGGACCACAAGAAGGGGGAUCCUAAGCACGGCAAGCGGAAGCGGGGCCGACCCCGGAAGCUGAGCAGAGAGUCCCGGGACAGCCUGGAGGGCAGGAGGAACAAACACGCCCCCAGAGGCACCCACCUGUGGGAGUUCAUCCGGGACAUCCUCAUCCACCCGGAGCUGAACGAGGGCCUGCUCAAGUGGGAGAACCGGCAGGAGGGCGUGUUCAAGUUCCUGCGCUCCGAGGCCGUGGCCCAGCUGUGGGGGCAGAAGAAGAAGAACAGCAGUAUGACCUACGAGAAGCUGAGCAGGGCCAUGAGGUACUACUACAAGCGGGAGAUCCUGGAGCGGGUGGACGGUCGGCGUCUCGUCUACAAGUUCGGCAAGAACUCCAGCGGCUGGAAGGAGGAGGAGGUGGUCGGGGGUCGGAACUGA